Messenger RNA from Ceratitis capitata (Mediterranean fruit fly), 3891 nucleotides. RefSeq names its product 3-phosphoinositide-dependent protein kinase 1 (gene Pdk1). The transcript has 6 exons. The coding region runs from base 824 to 3547 and encodes 907 amino acids. Gene Ontology annotation, molecular function: protein serine/threonine kinase activity; ATP binding. NCBI's taxonomy places the organism in Eukaryota, Metazoa, Arthropoda, Insecta, Diptera, Tephritidae. The record is from RefSeq and is a predicted model, not a curated record. Gene Ontology annotation, biological process: peptidyl-serine phosphorylation; intracellular signal transduction.
GUUGCAGUUGUAAACGUAACUGUAGCGACAGUUUAUUUUUAAACUUUGUUUCGUUUGGAAGUGUUUAACUGAACGUGAAUCGCGCAUAUUUUGAGUGCGAUUUACUGAAAAAUUGGGGCGCCAAACUAUUAGAAAAAGGAGGAGUGAUAUAUAUAAAGAACAAAAAAAUUGUAAAAACAAGCAAAUUAUUUAAAAGGAAAUUAAUAUUUAUUUUUUCCAAAGUAACAAAAAAUCAAAUAAGCAAACAGUUGAAAAAUAAAACAAUUCGUGAUAAAGAAUUGUACAUCAGUAUUAUAAAAAAUCAGAAAAUCAAAAUAAGAAAAUAAAAUAAAAACAAACAUAUUUCAAGUGUGUAGCCCAAAGUACUAAAGCAAACACAGAAAUUAUUCAAAAAAUUAAUAAUAAAGUGCAUAACCAACAGUAUUUAAACUCGUUUCUGACCAAACUCAAGUGCAUUGCAAGCGAUUUUGCGUAAAGUAAACAAAGUGUUGUGUUGUAUUUUGAAGACAAAAUAUAAACAGUUGCAAAUAAAUUGUUUCAAAACAAAAGCAGUGGUGUAAAAAGCAAAUCUAAAGUGUUAUUAAAAAUUAUACGGAGUGCAAUUUGCAAUAAGAAAAAAUAAAAUUAUAUUGUUAGGAAGAUACCAAGCAAAUACUUACGAUUCCCAACUUCAUUAAAAGUAGCAAAUGUUACAUAAAUAUUUUGACAAAAAAUUUUCUGCAAAUGGCAGUGUAUAUUCUUCAAAGUUUUUAAUUGCUUUGAAGUGAAUUUUAUUUUUUAUUCAUACAUAUAUUUUUGGAAUUGUGGUACAUUUGUAUUACAAAUGAAAACUGCCUCCCCAAUGAAAUGUAAAAGCUGGUCAAAUAAAAUCAACAAUUUUGUUGUGCGUCGCCUGAAGUCAAUAAAGGUUAACGGUCAACAACAGCAACAGAUCCUGUCGCCGUGCAGCACGAUGCCAGCGAUGCCAAAAGAGAAGGCUACCGCAGUAUCGUUGAAUGAGAAUAAUUUUACCGAAUUGAAAUUGAAAGAAUUGACAUUAAAUCCAAACGCCAACGCCAUUGCCACCAACACUAACAGCAUCAACAGCAAUAGCAAUACAGCAGCAACAGCAACAAUGGCCACUACAGCUACAAGUCGUAUACAAACACCUACACAUCAUCUUCCUACUGCUGCUAGCGUGCAGUCAAUAACAGCUGUUACAACAGUAGCAGCAGCAACAACAACAGCACAGCCGCAUUGGGCGCAACGUCAAACACAGCAACAACAACACCUACAACAAUACACACAGUCACGCAACAGCCUCUGCGGCUGCGGCAAUGUAUCGGUGGUGAUACCAGAAACGGUGGGCAGCUUGAAUCAUAGCAGCAGUAGAUACUUGACAAAUGGACACUCAUCACCUUUAGCCGCCGCUGUGGCCGCAAAUGGUGUUGAUUCAUCAUCGCCGGAUCAUACGCCAACGUGUUGUCGCCAUCAGCAACAACAACAGGCAGAACAAGACAAAGAACAGCAGCAACAACAGCAACAACAACAAUACCUACUAUAUAACGGCUAUAAUGGCACAACGCAAACAGUUGGCAUAGCCAACGCACCCACAACUAACAACACCACAAACACCAGCGCCGCCAUCAAUAUUACCUCAGCUGCAACGCUCUCGGCAAAUGCCGCUGCUGCUGCUGGUGCCUCUGCCUCUGGCUCGUCGCCCACAAUUGUCGCCGUUACGCCGCCAAAGAAAACGCCGAAUGAUUAUAUUUUUGGCAAAUAUAUUGGCGAAGGUAGCUUUAGUAAUGUAUACCUCGCUGUGGAUGUAAAUACGAAGCGUGAAUAUGCAAUUAAAGUAUGCGAGAAGCGUCACAUCAUACGCGAGGACAAACAGGAGUAUGUGCGACGUGAACGCGAGGCACUACACAUGAUGACCAAUGUACCCGGUUUUGUGAAUUUAUCGUGCACCUUCCAGGAUCGUCGCUCCCUCUACUUUGUAAUGACCUAUGCCAAAAAUGGUGAUCUUUUGCCGUACAUCAAUAAAGUGGGUUCCUUCGAUGUGGAUUGUACACGUCACUAUGUCGCCGAAUUAGUAUUAGCUUGUGAGGAAAUGCAUUCACGGAAUGUGGUGCAUCGUGACCUGAAGCCAGAGAAUAUCCUCUUGGAUGAAGAUAUGCAUACGUUGAUUGCUGAUUUUGGUUCGGCGAAAAUAUUCACCGCCGAAGAUCGUGUUAAUUUCCGUAUCGCCUUUGCUAAUUGCACAACAAUGUCGAAUACACGUCUACAACGUAAUUCGAAUAAUCGCAGCGAUGAAGAUGAUGAUGAUAAUGACACCAAUGAGGAUACCAAUGAUACGGGUAGUGAUGAGGAUCAUCAACAACAACAGCGUACGAAUAGUAGUCGACAUGGACGUUUCUUCUAUCGUCGUCGACGUGGUAGUUUUGUUGGCACAGCGCAAUAUGUCUCACCGGAAGUGCUAUUAAAUGGUCUCGUCACCCCAGCUGCCGAUCUCUGGGCACUCGGUUGCAUCGUAUAUCAAAUGAUAUCCGGCUUACCACCCUUCCGUGGCAGCAAUGACUACUCCAUAUUUAGGGAUAUUGUAUCCUGUAAUAUAGACUUUCCGCAGGGCUUCGAUAAAGAUGCUGAAGAUCUAGUCAGACGUUUGUUGAAAGUACAACCCGAGGAACGUUUGGGUGCCAACGAUUUGGGUGCUACCUAUGAGAGUAUACGUAUGCAUCCGUUCUUUAAUGGCAUCGAUUUCGCCACAUUGCGUCAACAAACACCGCCGCCAAUCUAUCCGUACUUGCCGGGCGUGUCGAAGGAUGAAAAUUUCAGUUCACAUUAUUUUAUGUCGCAAAAUCUGGAACCCGGUUUGGGUGAUAAGCAGCUGACACGUUUGCUCGGCAUGGAAUUGGGCACAUCGCUUGGCAGUGACGAUGAUGAGUGCAGCCGGCCAAAUGGUAGAGAGAUUGAGAAAAAGACUGUAAGAAAAAAUAUUUAUGACCUUUCCGAGUGCGAGAAACAAGUACGUCUGGAACAACAAAAGUCUGAUAAAUGGCAUGUCUUCGCCGAUAAUGAGGUUAUAUUGAAGAAGGGCUAUAUAAAUAAGCGUAAAGGUUUAUUUGCACGCAAACGUAUGUUGCUAUUGACGACAGGACCACGCUUAAUCUACAUCGAUCCCGUACAGAUGGUGAAGAAGGGCGAAAUACCAUGGAGUGCUGAAUUGCGUGUGGAGCCAAAGAAUUUCAAAAUCUUCUUUGUGCAUACGCCCAACCGAACAUACUAUUUGGACGAUCCCGAUGGUUACUCUCUCGAAUGGGUCGAUUCUAUUGAACGCAUGCGCAAACUCACCUACCCCGACUGCGAUACAUCAACGGCGGCGCGAACGACGGCGACGUCCUUCUCCACAACGGCGACGGGCACUUCGCCGAAAUCGUCACAUCGAACAAAUUCACCAACGUCCCUAACCAACGGCGGCAGCGGCAGCGGCAGCAGUAGUAGUGGCAAUAUGCUAUCCGCUGCAUUUGCUGCUGUCUCAAUUAGGACGACGAAAACAGCGUCGAAUUGAAUGAAACGCCAUCAGCAGCGUGACAUUAUGUAGCUACUAAUAAAGCAUGCAACUAAAAUACUACAAAUGCGUACGGCAGAAAUGCAGCAGCAGCAGCUAAAAUCAGUCAUGGGCGGCCAAGGUGAAAUUACGCUUGGCGGAAAGAGCAAGAAAAGCAAGUGAAAGAAGCUGAUAAAAACUAUACUAAAUACAUACAUACAUGCAUAGAAAACAACUAACUAACAAUCGAGGAUACGUGUAUGGCGCAGCAGCAACAACAACUACUCAGCGCAACUACGGCGGCUGAGUUUCGAGUGUGAUUGCGGAGCGCUAUAAUAAAAUAUUUAAAAUAGUUGAAAGUAAAA